GCGAGUAGAAAGUGAGACGACGACGUUUUGUUGUGUUGUGCGCGUCGCUUUGUGUCAGUUUUUGUUAAUUAUCUUGUACUUCGUCAGUAGUUAAUUAAUUAGUUAUUUAGCUUACAUGUGUGGCUGCUGUUAGAUAAAAAUGUGCUUUCGUCAUUAUUGCAUACCAGACGCCCAUAAUUAGGGUCUCGCUCUCUACCCUGCUCUCUUAAUUUGUCAAUCAAUUUUUGGAGCAGAAGCAACAGCUGAAAUCAGCCAAAUUUUACUUGCUAUUCGAUUUGUGUAAAUAGCCAACAGUGCAAAUACUGUUACGGCCAAGUAUAUAGCCAGAUAAAGUCUGUUUGUGUCUGUGUAUCUGUGUUUUCUGUGUUUGCGUCACAAUGCGCGCCACAAUUGAUUUUGAGGAAUGCCUUAAGGAUUCGCCAAGAUUCAGACAAUUCGUAUCCAAGGAGGAGUCGGACAUUGAGCACUUGGAGCAUCGUCUCGAGAAGAUUAUAAAGCUCUGCAACGUUGCCGUCGACUCGGGCAAGGAAUAUGUCAAGAAUCAGAGCGCUUUUGCCAUGUCCUUGUGGGAUCUGCAGCAGCAUUUUCUUGAUAAUAAAAAUGCUCACAAUGCGCUGGGUAAACUGAUUCAUUGCUUUCAGGAAAUGAACAAAUUUCAUACGACACUGUUGGAUCAGGCCAAUCGAACAGUGUUAAAGAAUCUCAAUGUUUUCGUCAAAGACGACAUCAACCAGGUCAAGGACUAUAAAGGACACUUUCUAAAGGUCUCCGAGGGUUACGACAAUGCGCUCAUAAAGAACGCUCAGGCUAGCAAAAAUCGACCUCAAGAGGUACAGGAGGCUGCCAAUAUUCUAUCCGCCUCCAAGUCAUGCUUUCAACACACCGCUCUGGACUAUGUCAACUAUAUAACCCUAGUGCAAGCUCGCAAGGUGCCCUCCAUACUAUCUACACUUCUGGAUUAUUAUCAGGCGUGCGUGACCUAUUACCAUCAAGGUUUUGAUUUGUGCAACGACUUUGACGAGUUCUUUAAGAAUAUCAGCGAGGAUUUGAAUGCGCUGCGCGGUGAUUAUCAACAGCUGGAGAAGGUCAUGCAGAAUCGGCACAUGAGCGUGAAUCGUUAUUGCGAUUCGAAUACGAACAGCGCUUCGCACAAUGUCGAGGGGUAUCUGUUCAAGAAGAAGUCAAAGGGGUUCAAGACCUGGUGUAGACGUUGGUUCUACUUGAGUGAUAAUCAAUUGGUCUACAGUGAUUUGGAUUCGAAUUGCAGAAAACGGAGCAACGAGGACUCAUUUUCGGUCAUGGAGGAGGAUCUGCGCAUCUGCACAGUUCGUCCGGUUAACGAAGGCGAUCGUCGUUUCUGCUUUGAAGUCAUCUCACCAACUAAAUCCCACAUACUCCAAGCGGACUCGGCGGAUAUGCUCUCACUAUGGAUCUCUGCGCUGCAGCACAGCAUUGGAGCAGCCAUACAACAUGACUCCACGCAUCAUUCACAACCGCAAUCGACAAACUCACCGAACGCGCUUCCCGCCAAACGACGAAUUCAUUGGGAGGAGUUUCUCAAAAUACCGGGAAAUGCACAUUGCUGCGACUGUCGCGGAUCAGAUCCACGUUGGGCUUCCAUCAAUUUGGGCAUCACGCUGUGCAUUGAAUGCUCCGGAGUUCAUCGCAGUCUGGGCGUGCAUUACAGCAAGGUGCGGUCUCUCACAUUAGAUGCCUGGGAGACGGAGAAUGUCAAGGUGAUGAUGGAGCUGGGCAACGAGGUCGUCAAUCGUAUCUACGAGGCACGCAUUGCCGAGGACUGUGAGCUGAGAAAGCCCACGGAGCAGUGUGAAAUUGGAGUGCGCGAGGCCUGGAUUAAGGCCAAGUAUGUGGAGCGACGAUUUGUGUGCGGCAUGCCCAAACCACAUGAGUUAUUGGCUAGUGAAACCGCCGAGGUGCUUAGCAUAGAUAGCGGCGGCGACUUAACGCAAGAUGGCGUUGAGGGCAGCAGUAGUGCUGGCGUUGGAAUCCUGGGCAAACGUGCAACACUCUCGCUUGGCGGCACACGCAAAUGGACGGUAAAGAAGCUGCGAAGGCGACGCCAACAGCGGUCACUGCCCAAGACACUGAGCGACGAUCCAAGCAUAUAUAAUACGGCCAAAACUGGUGACGAACUGGACGACGAUGAUGAUGAGUCCAUAAACAUUCCCUCGAUGUCUUUGAGUAUAUCGCGUGAUGAUUUACUUGUGAUUGGCGAUGAUCUGGCGCUGGAUAGCUAUGAAACACCCGGCAUUUUGGGCAGUGAUCAGGAGAGUACUGAAGGCGAGUCGGAUACGGAACUGCCGGAGGAAGUGCCCUUUACCCAGCUGGAUGCAAAUCUGUUGCUAUACAAAGCAGCCGUUGUGCACAAUCUUCCCGUAAUGUGCAUGGCCUUUGCUCUGGGUGCCGAAAAGCAUUGGAAGAAUGUACAAGAUCGUCAGCGUUCCUUUUUGCAUCAGGCCGUACUCUCCGGCUCUGUGAUGGCAUGUGAGUAUCUGCUGCUAAAUGGCGCUGCUAUUGAUGCAGUCGAUGAGCUUGGAUAUAGUGCAUUGCACAUAUCCACGGCCAAGGGACACAUUGCCCAGGUGUAUCUACUACUAAAACACAAGGCCGCCUACGAUUUGGCCUCCAGUGAUGGCAAAAAAGCGCUGGAUAUUGCCGUGGAGCAGAAGAAUGCGGAUAUUGUAACGCUUCUACGCUUGACGCGCCUUAACGACGAGAUCGGUCUGAACGAUGAGUACAACGGCGAGGAUGAGACCUACAAGGAUGUGAUGAAGGACUUCUCAAACUUUGCUGCCAGUCAGCCUCGCAUGCUCCGUCAGCGCAACGAUUCAAAUACCCUGGAAUCGCAGCGUAGUUCACUGACCAACUCCGACUAGCAGUGACAUGAGGCCUCGCCGCAAAGCUGACAGCGGUGUCCUCGUUAUAAAAAAUAUUCCAAUGUUUAGCAACGCAUAGUUAUAAUACAUUUAUAUGCUGGCAUUUAAAUAGAAAGCGACCACCUCAGUCGCCAGUUGGCCAACUCCAAGCUGUUUCUUUCGGCAAUCUCAUUUAAAAAAAGGCGCUUUUGAUAUUACAACAAUUGCAUUUGCAUUUGAGUUUGGUAUUGAUUUAAUGUUUUGUUGACGUUUAAUUAAUUAGCUUAGGUAUACAGUUUAGUGCAAGUGUGGCUCUUAAUCCGUAUUUAUAUCAAUGUUUAUUGUUUAAAAAAUGUUUAAAUAUUUAUAAUCGUAUGUACAUGUAAUUGCCUAACACAUAUUGUACAUUCGUGUUAUGUGUAUUAUAAUUAAACGAUAUUAUAAACUGUACGUAUAUAUUACUUAUUAUAACUAUAACUAUAGCUAGCUAUCUUAUACUAAAGAAAUUAACUGUUUCAAAUGUUUCCAAUUUAUAUAUGUUAACGAUAAGUUGAAGUGUCUGUGUGCAUGUUUCUUCCACAAAUGUUCAUGUUUAGUGCCAAAAGUUGUGAGCACUUUAAAACCCAUUUCGAAUAAAGUUGUCAAAUAUUUAAA
Drosophila innubila is the source of this 3530-nucleotide messenger RNA. RefSeq names its product arf-GAP with coiled-coil, ANK repeat and PH domain-containing protein 2 (gene CenB1A). Gene Ontology annotation, molecular function: GTPase activator activity; protein binding. Gene Ontology annotation, cellular component: cytoplasm. NCBI's taxonomy places the organism in Eukaryota, Metazoa, Arthropoda, Insecta, Diptera, Drosophilidae. The record is from RefSeq and is a predicted model, not a curated record. The transcript is spliced from 10 exons. The coding region runs from base 378 to 2897 and encodes 839 amino acids.